CCCAGAGGUCCCCAUAAACAGGACACCGGACUCCCUGGUCCAGAGGGACCUUUCCAACAAAGAGGGCCGGGUCAGUUCUGCAGUCCUGGAACGGGAACAUGUGGCUCCCCUCGAGGGAGGAGGACUUCUCCUAUGGCCAGUCCAGCCGCGUGUCCCCAAGCCCCACCACCUACUGCAUGUUCCGGGACAAAAGCCACUCUCCCUGGCAGAACUCGCAGCAGUCCUCCGACAGCAGUAAGCCAUCCCCUGCCCCCACGCCACAGUGCCAUAAGCGGCACUGGCACUGCCCGGUUGUCAUGUCCGAGGCCACCAUUGUGGGUGUCCGCAAGGCCGGGCAGAUCUGGCCCAACGAUGGGAGGGCACCUUCCAUAGAGAAGCAAGUGAGUUCCUCGAACCUCACAGCCCUGCCUUUAACCAGCCUCAAGGCUGGGCACUCUAGGGACCACCCAUCAGGGCCCAACUCACAGAAGGGCCAGGACUAAGCAGGUCACCCAGCGAUGCAGGGAGGGCCGGGCUGGGUCACCAAUGCCAGCACCCCUGUUUCAGCAGGCCUCCCACAUGGUAGACCUGCUGUGGGUGACUGCCACACAGGGUUGUCACAGCAGGACCACAUGAUGAAUGAUAAAUAGGAAUUUCUCCCUCAGGUCACUCAAUACCCACACCUGCCUUCCUGUGUGCUGAGCCAUACAUUUGUUCCCUGGCCUCUCCUGAGCUCCAGAGGUCAGUGUAGUUUUUCCACCCUGGACAUGACUCAGAACUUCCCUAAUUAGCCUCCCUCUAAGGGGCCGCCAGCCCAGAGCAGGAGUGAAACAAAAUCUUUGAUGGUUCUCUAGGGACAGAGAGAUCCGAGACACAGCAGAGAGUGCUCUGCAGGGAAUCUGACGGGCACAACAUGAAAAUACCCAAACCAACCUUCUGGGUUAGGGGAAAAGGAAACAGGAUUUGGGAAAUGAAUUACUGGGCUUGAGUCCUGACCGCCUCUCUCUGCCUCAGUUUGAAGUGAGAAGAACAUCCACCUCCAAGGGCUGUUGUCCCUGUGUAGAUGUGAGGGAUUAUCAUUCCCUCUUCCAAGCGCCAGUGUCAUCCGGAGCAGAUGCUUUGACUUCCAAUCUAAAGUACAAAGCCCAGGCUAGUAGCUAGGCUAGCCCUGCAUAGGUUCAGGUCUCCCCGCCGACUGUGUGACCUCAGCAAUGUCCGUCCCCUCUCCGAGUCUCAGUUUUGUCAUCUGCUCUUCAUUUGCCAAAUCCUGCCUCCUUUUCCCCUAACCCGGCAGGCUGGUUUGGGUAUUUUCAUUUUGUGCUCAUCAGACUCCCUGCACUCUGCCCUGUCUCAGAUCUGUGGGCUUCCCUAGGAAACCAAAACCGAUUUUGUUUCACUCCCUGCUCUGGGCUAUCCCGUCUUCCCCCUAGCCCUGUGGGCCACGGUACAAAAUGUUGAGAACAUCGUGCGUGAAAUGCCCAGAUGUGGCAAACAUAAAACACACCGUGAUAAAUGAUGUGUAGGGAUCAUUUCGUGAUUGCCUUUUAAUAUUGGUGUCCUGGAGAACAUUCGUGCUGCUGGGAAAACCCCUGAGACCCAGUUUCUAGUUAGGGUGGGCAGUGCGCAGCUCACUGCUGCCCUCUGCAGGCUCUGAUAACCUCCUGCCAUUCUGGUCCCUUGGACCCAGCUGAUCUCAACCCCUUCUUGUCAGGCUUCAAAUAGCCCAUUUUGCAGGUGAAGAAACUGAGAUGCAAGUGAUGCCGUGGCUUUGGGGUAAUGGGUAAUAAAAGGGCUGGAAUCCCAGCAGUACCACACUGAGCAGUGCUCUCAUCCUCAGUGGCCUCUUUUUUUUUAUUUUUAGACGAAGUUUCACUCUUUUUGCCCAGGCCGGAGUGCAGUGGUGUGAUCUUGGCUCACUGCAACCUCUGCCUCCCAGGUUCAAGCGAUUCUCCUGCCUCAGCCUCCUGAGUAGCUGGGAUGAUAGGCAUGUACCACCACACUUGGCUAAUUUUGUAUUUUUAAUAGAGACAGAGUUUCUCCAUGUUGGUCAGGCUGGUCUUGAACGCCUGACCUCAGGAGAUCAGCCCACCUUUGCCUCCCAAAGUGCAGAAAUUACAGGUGUGAGCCACCACACUCAGCUGUGGCCUAUUCUUUAAAGUGGCUAUGAUAAAGGCCAGGCACAGUGGCCCACACCUAUAAUCCUGGUGCUUUGGGAGGUUGAGUCAGGAGGAUCACUUGACCCCAGAGGUUCAAGACCAGCCUGGGCAACAUAGCAAGACUCCAUCUCUACAAAAAAUUUAAA
Molecule: messenger RNA, 2281 nt
Organism: Callithrix jacchus (white-tufted-ear marmoset)
Lineage: Eukaryota; Metazoa; Chordata; Mammalia; Primates; Cebidae
Source: RefSeq, a predicted model, not a curated record